AUGGAUGAGCCUACGGGCAAACGGCUUCGCAUUAGCAGUUAUGCCUGCGCAGUUAUAACUGCACAGUUGGACUGUGCAGUUAUAACUGAGCCAUUACAACGAGGAAACCGAGAGCGGCAAGAACGGAACAGUGGCUCCAUAUACCCUGCCGUCGGCAGCUAUGGAGUGGAAUCUACUAUACAACAACGGGUGCGUGAUGAUGUUAUCACUACACCCGUAACUCUCGUCGAGAGUGUUAGACCGCCGAAGGACUUGGGAAAAGACAAAAACGAUGAGGAAAUCCAACGUCUGCGGUCGGAUGUCUGCCGUUUGGCUGGAGAAUUGAACUUCAUGGCCGAUAAAUUCGAACAACACACCGAAGAAACAGAUGGGUUGAAGAAGAAGAUUGUGGCCCAGCAGGAAAAGCUUCAGCAGUGGGAGAAGAAGAAUGAAGAAAUUGAACACCAGCUGGAGCGGACUAACCAGACUAUUGUGACGCUUCGCCGAAAUAUCUCGAGCCAAAACAAUCUCAUAGGCUCAUUAAAAGUGGAAGCGAUGAUGAGGGACAGGAAGAUUGAAUCUCUGGAAAAUGUUAUUGUAGAAAAGGAAACCGUGAAGAGAGAUUCGAUCAUCCCUCAUCUAGAAAGCAGACUGGAAGAACUGUCCUUUCAAUGUGAGCUUCUGGGGGCAGAUAAGAAACAAAUGGAGGAACGAAUAGAAGAACUUCAAAUGGAUAAGUCGAAAACCGAGCUCGAGAAUCGAGGCUCAGACGCUAGGCAAUUCGAGUCUCUAGUUUCUUGGAUGGAAAAUUUGUCGUUAAACGAAUGGGAAGAAACUUCCAAAGCGGAAUUUGAUAUAGACAGCUUAAAUAAAGCAGUUAUUCAAAUGAUGAAACUAGUGAAUCGACAAACUCUUGAUCAAGAGGAUAGGUCCAACGCCAGGGCAUUGAUAGCUGAACUGAAGAGACAGAGGAAAACUCUGGGAAAUAACAAGGCUGAUUUGGCCAUGAAAGCACAUCUUGACAUUCAUAUACAUCUCCUGGGUAAAGCUCGAGGUAACAGAAUCAAAAAGGAGAUUGAAAAACUUAAAGAAUGUUCCUGCCAGAAGAAAACUGUCCUACCGACAGGUCUCCCAGAGGAAGAGAAAACCUCCGUCCUUCCAAGAUUUGGACUUGUACCGGAGAUCAUUCCUACUAUGAAGGAUUCCAUACCCAUGGCCCAACGCGAGACUUUGAAGGAAGAGCUCAUGGGGAUCUUUCGUGACGCAGUUGCUCCAGAUGAGGUACCAAAUUAUCUCGGCCUCACCACUAAUACUUCUGCCGUUGUUCCAGAACAAGUUGCUUCUCAGCGACCGAACUUCAGGUUGACGAGAUCAAAAUUUCAAGAGGAGACAGACGUUAUCUACAAUGAGUGGCAAGACAUACUGAAAAAGCAAUUGAUGCUAGACCAGUACGAAUGUCAAAUGGAAAGAAGAAGGUUGAAAGAAUGGGAACAAGAUCUGGGUACACGACAGAAUGGACUGAAGGAAACUGAGAACAAACUGAGGAAAUUUCUCGAGCAAUUGAGAAAAUAUACUAUGGUGGACAAUGAAAGAAUGUUAAAACAAACAGAACACUUGAAAGAACGUGAAGAAAACCUAAGUAUAAGACUGAAAGAAUUGGAAAAAAAAGAAAAAUACAUGCAGGAAAGAGAACAGAAAGAAUUGGGACAAAAUGACAAAUACUUGCUGGAAUGGGAAGAAAACCUGAUUAUAAGACAGAAUGAAUUGGGACAGAAAGAAAAAGACUUGCAGGAAAGAGAACAAAAUAUGAAUAUGAAACACAAAGAAUUGGAACAAAAAGAAAAAGACUUGCAGGAAAUGGAACAAAAUGUGAAUAUAAAACAGAAAAUAUUGGAACAAAAAGAUGAAAACUUGCAAGAAUUGGAACAAAAUUUCAAACAAAUAAAAGAAGAGUUCCAGGAAUGGGAACACUACAUGACCUUAAUACGUGAUAGUAUUGCAAGAGGGAAAAAAAAGUCUCAAAAUGAGAAAGAGGAGGAUGUCUUUAUGGCUGAAGAGUUUCCCUCAACUCGUCAAGAGGAGGAUGUCUUUAUGGAUGACGAGUUUCCCUCAACUCGUCAAGAGGAGGAUGUCUUUAUGGCUGAAGAGUUUCCCUCAACUCGUCAAGAGGAGGAUGUCUUUAUGGCUGAAGAGUUUCCCUCAACUCGUCAAGAGGAGGAUGUCUUUAUGGAUGACGAGUUCCAUUUCUCAAAAUCGUCAAGAGGAGGAGUCUUUAUGGCCUGA
Messenger RNA from Macrobrachium nipponense, 2262 nucleotides. Its product is annotated as golgin subfamily A member 6-like protein 26. Bases 1 to 2262 code for a protein of 753 amino acids. The record is from RefSeq and is a predicted model, not a curated record. Lineage: Eukaryota; Metazoa; Arthropoda; Malacostraca; Decapoda; Palaemonidae. The transcript has 3 exons.